GCGAGGACGUAGAUGGAGGUGAAGUUUUCGCCGUUUCAGUUCAUGUUAACACAAAACACCGCGAGAAGGCCAGUCGUCGUCGAUUGGCGUUCGUUGGUCGAUGUCUGUACAAUUUUGAUGUCGCGCUAUGUGAAGUGCAGGAAAGCAAGUGUGUGCAUGUGUAAAAGGGAGACGGUAUAAAAAUUAUGUGAAUGUGGAUAUCGAGUGCAAUCCCCCAUCGUUUCAAAUAAACUUUCAAAAUUGACUGUACAGGCGAAUAUGUUUCGGAUAUAUUAUAUUUACAAGGAUAUAUUAGAUAUUUAAAAGAUUGAUAACCUGAAGAUGAACACGAACAGAAACGGGUUAGAUGGCGAUUGUAACUGCCGUAUAAAACUUAAACGAGUCCUUGCGAUUGUUAUGAGGAAGGAAGGAUGCAGAGGUGAUCCUGGAGAUUUUUGGAUGUACGAAAACGGUUAUUUAUUAUUUCAGGGAUUGCUUUCUGCUAAUUCAAUCUGUUGGUGGAAUAACGGCCUAAACGGAGCUACUAAAAAUUUAGUUUAUAAUGGUUACGUGAAUCCUGGUGCGCUGCUGGUUGCAGCAGAACCUUGUGCCUUGGAAAUUUUGAGAAACGCUUGGUCUAGAAGGGUUCUCCAACCACCUCCAGGAUACCAAAUAGUAGCUUUAGAAGACAUAGAAGAAUCAACGAUAACUCCAGUACCACAAACCCAAUGGACACCUCUUCCGGAAGCAGUUUGUUCGGUUGUUUUGAGGUUAUCGAGUCAAGGAAGACCGGCCGGUCUCGAAACAAUAAGAGAAUCUCUAAUAAUGGCUUUUCCACAUGUAUCACCUCCAAGUGAACAAGCUCUUUACGACACCUUGGUACAAUUAACGAAAGAAAAGAAACUCUAUAAUACAUCGAGCGGUUAUUAUAUAGUUACACCAGAGCGAAGACGUUCGAGGAGCCAAUCAAGAGGAAGAAAGAAAGAUGAUAUUGGUGUCGAUGCCUCAGCUAAUAAAACGAUGCUCAUGUCGACUGAAGAAGCAGUGGUUAUGGUUCACGGUGAUAUAGCUACUAUUAGAGACGGCAACGUUACACAUCAAUGUAUACAAACCAAUUUAGCCGACGUUAUAUGCGGAGGUAAUGCCAGCGAUAAAAUACUGUACGCUCGUACCAAACGACGUUCCUCUUCGUUUCCUUCUCCCAGAAGUCCAGACAGAAGAGGAUCGUUCAGACUUUGGAAUUCCAAUAGAAGACUUCGAAGAUCAGCUUCUACUAGAACAAUCGCUAAACAUUAUGUGGAUACAAGCAGUAGUACCGAGUAUCCCCAUAGUGGGGAAUCUACGCCCACUCCAAAAAAAGUAUCAUUACUAUCAAGGCUGUUUAGAAGAUCGAAACGUUCUCAGUGCCAUAUCGGAACGUUUGGAGCUCAAUUUCCACCAACAGAAUGGUUCAAUUCAAAAGCUGUUCAUUUACAUAACGUUGGUACCCAAACAGCCACACCAGAUAAGGAAAAUGGUAUUAACAUUGCGGCAUAUAUAGAAACAUGCGAAAUUAGUUCUUCUAGAUCGGCAUCUUUACCACGAAACCACCGAAGACAACUUUCCACUGAUUUAACAUUCGCCACUCCUUUAACUGGAUCGAGAGAAAACUCCCCUGUAUCUCGAUACAUAAAUUCGUCUUAUUCUAGUAGUACUUUACCGAGAAAACACGCUUAUAGAAGCCGGGAAAGUUCGAGAAAAGCGAGUAAAAAUAAACCGUCAACUAACCAAGAAAAUAAACAACAAGAACUCACCGAAACCGUUAUUAAUGAAAGACUGUGUUCACCUUCAUUAGAUUCCACCGCGAAUUUAAGCUUAGAUGAUAAUUCUAGCUCAAUCGCAGAUUCCCCGGUGAAAAAUUUAUCGAGUAUUGAUAACAGCGGACCGAGCAGUAUAGAAUCUCAUAAGAGCAGCAAGACCGGUAGCUCAAUAACGAGCGGACCAUCCAGUUUGGAAUCCCACAAAACCGUCAUCAAUAAAAGCUCAAUAGAUUCACUUUCUAGAAACGCUAGAAACUAUAAAAAAGAAAGUAGUCCAAAAACGAACCACCAGAAAUCUUCCAUGCCUCACAGUAACUCGUUCACUCUACAAGUAACGAGCGGUACUUCUUUUAAUGGUACCCCCGGGGCGAAUACUAAAAUAUUUGUACAGAAUUCACCGGUCAGAUCGGUUAUAACUUUCGAAAACGGACAGGUCGAGAAGAAUCCUAACGUGGUGAUUAUAAAUAAAGAAAAAGAAGAUAAGGAACCUAAACCUACGAAAAAUACGAACCAACAAGGUUUCAAUAACACCGAAACCAAAUUCGAAGGAAUGAAUAAUAACCGUAAAUUAUCCCUACAACUCCCUAGUAAAGACGGACUAAAUUACCACAACGUUAUAAAGAACGUCUCUCAUAAUAUCGUUAAUUCCAACCCGGAUUCUCCGAUAGCUAAUUCUUUCAGAGAAUUUUCUAAGAAUUCCUUCACCAGCACUCCGCCUAGUCCUACGAAAAGUUACGAAGGAAUCCCGAUGUUUUCUUCGAUUAAAUAUCAGAAAAACGAAGUGGGAUCCAAUUGUUUAGAUAAAGGAAAAAUAUUGGACAAAAACGUCGUCGGAUCCGAACCUAAUAUCUGUAUCAAAGAAAGAACUUUAACUAGGGAAAACAGCAAUCAUCAAUUUCCCAGUUUGAGUGAUCUAAGUUUCAAUUUUACCAGUCUAACGGCACAGAAAAUAUUGAAAGGUGUCAGUAUAAACAGCGUGGAUACGCUAGUCGAACUUAAUAUGGCGGCGAAUCUUGAAAAACAAAAUAAUUGCGACGUGGUACAUACCGAUUUCGGUCUCGUGUAACUUCUGUUAACUUUUUAAUUAAAGUUAACAGUAAGGUUAAUCAAAACUCGAUGAAAAGCACUGCGAUACAGAAAUUGGCUCAAUAAGAAGCUACAUAAAAGUUAUUUAGGACACUCUGUAUAAUCAUUGAAAUGUGUCAACGUUCUUAACUAUUAGGGUAAUCCCUUUGCGGUCCCUUUAGCUCCUGGGGGCUACCAGAAUUAGAGCGUGACUGUUGUAUUUCUGUAGCUACAUGUCUCUUCAUCUCUUUCCUACAGUAUAAGCUCCAAGGUUUGCUAUUGCCCUCUAGUCUCAUAUGUCCAGGGCUCCUGAGGGAUUUUCAUCGUUAACUGCCUUAUAACAAUCAACUUUGAUAGUCAAAAGAGUAAAAUUAACUACAGUACAUAAGUUGACUGAAUAAAAAGCUGAAUGAAUACACAGAGUUAAAAGUUAUUUGGGACAAUCUUUAUUAUUAUUAUCGCCUCGUCGUUCUUGAUUAUCUAGGUAAUCUCUUUGAAGGAUCCAUAGCUCAUGAGGACUUCCAGAAUUGUAGCUUGAUUGUUGUUCAGGAUGUGUAUGAUAAUUUCAACUUUCAUUCCAUAAUAAUCUACGAUCUUAUCUGUGUCUAAAUCGAUUUCAAUGUGCCCUGGGAUUAGACGUACUUAGUUGCAGUAUUUCCUUCUUCCAGUAUGAAGGUUUCGGUUAAUCUGUAGCCCUAUGUCUUUCUCUUUCUCCCUUUACCACAUCUUAAGAUGUUCUGAACGAUUUCCAUUACAGUUUCGGGUUCUGUCAAUGAUUCAGUCACAUUGUCUUCUCUAAUGCUAAUUUUAUGAGACUCAAAUGUUUUCUAAGUAAUGUUGAGACUCACUAUAUAUAAUAUAAUAUGGAAAUAAUUCAAAAUUUUGCUGGGACGCCUAAUCUAAUACAUCUAAUCUUCACUAAUACAAACAUUAUAUGGUUCAAUGGUCUCCUGAAUAGAUUAAAGACCUGGUAUUUAAUUUAUGACUUUCAGUAUUGCAUCGAUUCAAAUAGAAAUAAAAUUAUAUAAAUUUUUGAAAAAAUAUAUAUGAAAUUAUUAUUCGAGUCACCCUAUAUUUCGAAAUUAUUUUGUCCAUUCCGAAUAAUUUAUAUAUUCAUAAGAUUAGGUGUCUAAAGUGAAGGUGUACAGGUGUACCAGUACUUAAAAGACAGUCAAAAAUGACCUAAAGAACUACAGACCAAAUUCUUUUAUUACUAAUAUGUUGAAUAUCUUCUGGUGGAACAAUUUUACAUCUAUCUUGGAAUAAAAUAAUCAGCAACUGUUAAUUUGUGUGUAGUAAGGGUUAGUUGGUUUCUAAAUUGUUUCUAGUAAUGCAAAUAUGUGGUGAUGUUGCAAUAUGAAAUACCUGAGAGGUUUCAUAAAUGGAAAAUUCUCUACUAAGAUCUUUAUAUGGGUCACUACUGUAUAUUUCGUAUAUUUCUCCAUUAACGCAAAUAUUAUGUGGUUAAAUUACUUAGUAGGUAACAGAAAUUAAAUCACUGACAGUUUUCAUACCUUAAAAACUAUUAUUAUUUUAUUUGAGACACUCUAUAUUUCAAAAUUAUAUACUAAUCCAAAUAAUAUAUAAAAACUUAAUGAUUAGAAUGAAGAUCUGAAAAACAGGAGUGUAUCUACAGUGUUUUGAGGUAGCCAGGAAUGUACUAGAAACAAGGGUGAAAACCCCAUGGAAUUAUUAGAUAAUUACGUGAAAAUCAACUCAGAACUCUAAUUUUUACUUUAUUAACAUACAUUGAGCAAAAAUUCAAUGGGAGCGUUGGCUUUCCAUGGUUUUAGAAAGUCUGGUUCGUAACUUGUUUUAAGUUUCAAAAAUGACUCUAAAUUUUCAGCUUCUUACUCAACUUCUGAUAUAGAUAGUCAGCACUCCAAAUGUCAACUUCUUUGUCUUACUGUUGCAAUCUGGAAGACUAUUCCAUACGUUGUAUAUAAGACGCGACAUUUCUUUCAAAAUUAAUUUACGUACAUACAUUUCUGGACCUCCAACUCUUGUAAAUAGUUUUUCAACUCUGUAAAUUUUCCACUACACAAAGUUUUACUUUUUAAAUCGAUCAAUAUGUAGAUUUCGUUACUAUUUGUGUUCGAAGAAUAUACUAUGAAUACUAGAGGGUUUUGUUACUUAAAUCUGUCAUCAACAGUUGCACUGGUUCUAUAGCGAUAUUGCUUUCAAAAUUAAAAUUGAAAUACCGCUUUGAAUAUCUUCAGAACAAACCAAUUCAUCCACUGAUAGCUUUCUAAUUCUUUGCAAUAAAUAAAAAUGUUUGCAACCAUUUGUCGCUAUUCAAUUCAGGGAGUUAUUUAAUGUCUUUUUCAUUUAGGAAUGUAUUUAUUUCAUUCAAGCAUAAAGCAAAACGUUUCAACACCUGGCUAUGAUAGUGAAGAUGCUAUUAACAAUAUUGAUAACCAAAUUCAUAAUCUUAACAAAGCGAUUCUUGCUGUAUUAUGCAUUACUACUAUACAUUACAUUAUAGAAGGGUACUUCUUUGCUGUGAAUCUUAGAAAAUUUCCAUCACUAACAGCUUCAAGAGCUUUUUCUAACACCUCUUUUGUCCAUUUACCUGGAUAAUAUGAUAUUAUGUCUUAGAAUUCCAUACGGGGUAAUACCGGCCACUGAUCGAUUUUGCCCGCUUAGAAUGAUUGACAUAACCUCAAAAUAUGAAAACGGUUUCUUUUGUUUGUCACGAAAAACGUAAAUAACUUUCACAAAAUCUAACAAGCACAUGGGAUACGAUAGUAAAUGUAUAAUGAUAAACUUUCAAAAAUCUAUUGAAUGUUAUAAAUCACUUUAAACUUACCUUUGAUUGUGUUUUUUAUAACAAUAACAAUAAGUCCGUACUUUUACACGACUGUCAAACUCACUACACGAAAUAUCAAAUUAGACUAAAUACCCAAAUAAAAUGUCAUAUAUUGAGGAAUAGAUUCUGUCAAUUUUAUAUGAUGUGUGUGUGGGUGUCUCUAUAUGACAAAAUGACUGUUUUUUAACGUAUUUUUUAUUAAAUUAAUGUCGAUAAUCAAACAAUGUAAACGUGGCCUAAAAAUUAUUAUACACAUUUUGAAAAUUAUUAUGUAUAAACCAGUUAGUGGAUAGUAUGAUUUUUGUAACUUUUUGUAUAUUUAUUAUGAUAUAUAAGAAAAAUGUAAUAAUACUUUAUUUACACAAAAUCUAAUUUUGUACAGCUUUAAUAAUAAAAUAUACUUAUAUAUGAA
Diorhabda carinulata is the source of this 6064-nucleotide messenger RNA. RefSeq lists its product as uncharacterized. The transcript is spliced from 8 exons. The record is from RefSeq and is a predicted model, not a curated record. Gene Ontology annotation, molecular function: DNA-binding transcription activator activity, RNA polymerase II-specific; RNA polymerase II transcription regulatory region sequence-specific DNA binding. Gene Ontology annotation, biological process: positive regulation of transcription by RNA polymerase II. Bases 322 to 2844 code for a protein of 840 amino acids. Lineage: Eukaryota; Metazoa; Arthropoda; Insecta; Coleoptera; Chrysomelidae. Gene Ontology annotation, cellular component: nucleus; cytoplasm.